Messenger RNA from Priceomyces carsonii, 615 nucleotides. Its product is annotated as DUF1773 domain-containing protein. The transcript has a single exon. The record is from RefSeq and is a predicted model, not a curated record. Lineage: Eukaryota; Fungi; Ascomycota; Pichiomycetes; Serinales; Debaryomycetaceae. The coding region runs from base 1 to 615 and encodes 204 amino acids.
AUGACGGAUGCUGCUAGUUUAUCAGUGUCACAGAUAGAAGAAUUGAUUCAAAAAAAGAUAGAUGCUUCUAGUAUUCAGUUGUUACGCCAAAUAAUUGAAGAUGUGGGCGAAAUAAAAUGCACACUUGACAAACUAGAAAGCAAGUUUGAUGACUUUGCUACAGAUAAUUCUGAUAAUAUGAAGACUGAGAUCGACAGCACAACGGUCGAAAGCACCCCAUCCGAUACAUUAAGUCCAGUUGCUACUACACAGGGAUCAUCUAUACCUGGUGGAAGUAAAAUCUUUGUACCAGAGAAGAGUUUCAGGAAUUUAGAGGCCGAGUACAAUCUUGCAAUAAGGCUAAACGCUACCAGAAGGAGUUUUGGAUUCAAAGCUGAACCAGUUCCGUUUUUAAAAAGUGGUGAAAAAGCCGAUUAUCUAAAGGAAGUUUUACCACCAAUUAAUUCAGUCGAAGAAAUUGAUAGGAUAAGCAAGGAUCAAUGCGAAAAGUAUUUAGAAUUGUAUCAUGUGUUCCAUGAUGAGGAGACUCUGGACAAAUGGAAACAUAGUUUACGGAAAGCAUUGGGGAUAAGUAGUUGGGGAGACUCUAGUUUUUGUUUUUCUAAAUUUAAGUAG